Pundamilia nyererei is the source of this 743-nucleotide messenger RNA. Its product is annotated as immediate early response 3-interacting protein 1-like. The record is from RefSeq and is a predicted model, not a curated record. The coding region runs from base 117 to 365 and encodes 82 amino acids. Gene Ontology annotation, cellular component: endoplasmic reticulum membrane; COPII-coated ER to Golgi transport vesicle; Golgi membrane. The transcript has 3 exons. Gene Ontology annotation, biological process: endoplasmic reticulum to Golgi vesicle-mediated transport. Lineage: Eukaryota; Metazoa; Chordata; Actinopteri; Cichliformes; Cichlidae.
GGACGCGCCCCGCCCACUCCCUAAGCCCGACGACCAAUCAAAGCAGAGCGGCCUCCGGAUGUAAAUAGUGCCAGCUACAGCUAACAUAUAGCUAGCUAGCUACUUGUCGAGACAAGAUGGCAUUUACCUUAUACUCUCUUAUACAAGCAGCUAUUCUGUGCAUCAAUGCUGUCGCUGUACUACACGAAGAAAGAUUUCUAAGUAAAAUUGGCUGGGGAGUGGAUCAAAGUGUCGGGGGAUUUGGUGAUGAACCAGGCAUCAAAGUCCAGCUAAUGAAUCUUAUCCGCUCCGUCAGGACAGUCAUGAGAGUGCCGCUGAUCGCAGUGAAUUCAGUCUGCAUUGUACUGCUGCUUCUAUUUGGGUGAAGAAGUUUAAAAGCGGGGACGGGACAGAUGAGUCAGGACAUCUCCGUCACCUCAGGAACCACUGAAGAAGACACAAUGUCCCCUUCAGCCUGGAUAUGAAUGUUCUCUUUGUAUAUUUCUAUACAUGAGUUGUUGGAUGGUUUUGUUUUGUUUUUUUGUUAAGCUCUCUUUGCAGCCAAUAAGAGUGACAUCUCCCUUUCGUUUUGGAAAAAUAAAUAAAUAAAUAGCGAAUUGCUGAAUAGUUUGAACUUUUCAGACAGUAAGCAAAAAUAAAUAUUUUUACACUGUACUAGUAAAUUGGUGAGAGGAGCCGACUAUGAAACAGCUGUAAUUUAUACUCUGAAAAAUAUGUAAAAUAAUUGUGGAAUAAGUGAUUGU